Molecule: messenger RNA, 618 nt
Organism: Bactrocera oleae (olive fruit fly)
Lineage: Eukaryota; Metazoa; Arthropoda; Insecta; Diptera; Tephritidae
Source: RefSeq, a predicted model, not a curated record
UCCAACUUGCUAUAAAGCUAACGGCGAGAAGACACAGUUUAGUUGAAUUAAGUUGUCGCUAACAGUUACAACGCACAUAUAAAAAUGAUUUCCACAAAAAUGUUUCUAAUAAGUUGCCUCCUCGCGACAUUCCUCUUAUACUCUCCCGCAUCGGCCAAGUGCAACACUUGCAGCGUCAACGGUAUAGCAUGCCUCACCGAUAGUUCAUUUCUCAUCUGCCACAAAGGUAAACCAGAUUCGUCGCAUAUCUUCCAGUGUCCUGCCGGAAAGGUGUGCGUCGCCAAUUCGCCAGAGAGGUGUGUACCGGGCUCAGAAUCCUCAGCAGAUUGCGCAGCCGAACAAAAUGCUUGUGGCGACUGCAAGGGCAACAAGCUCUUCACUUGUCUCACUCCCACCACCUUUGCGCAGUGUAACAGUACCGCGUUGUUGCGAAGUGUUGUCGGCAGUUGUCCUAGUGGCCUGACCUGUGAUUCUUCACGUCCAGAAAUUUGUGUUGCUGGUGGCGCCGAGUGUUCGACAUAAGUGAUUUGGUUUAAGUGAGUUAUAAGAAAAUUUAUAUAUUGUUCUAGAAGUGUUUAAAGUGGUGAAUAAAUGAUGGAAACUGAACUGUGGGCGGAA